Messenger RNA from Bactrocera latifrons, 1726 nucleotides. It is a transcript of the gene Syx18, whose product is annotated as syntaxin-18. The record is from RefSeq and is a predicted model, not a curated record. Bases 159 to 1421 code for a protein of 420 amino acids. The transcript is spliced from 2 exons. Lineage: Eukaryota; Metazoa; Arthropoda; Insecta; Diptera; Tephritidae. Gene Ontology annotation, cellular component: endoplasmic reticulum; SNARE complex. Gene Ontology annotation, biological process: retrograde vesicle-mediated transport, Golgi to endoplasmic reticulum.
GUGAUGUGUCAGUGGACGUGGUUUCUAAAAAUUUAUAAUUUACACAAAACAUUCGUAAAUAUAUAAGGCAGUCAUAAAAAUAUAACUUUUUUGUUGUAGACUCUCCUAUUACCUUAAUGUAGCAUUGAAUUCUAGCUGCACCAACCCAUCUCUCAACAAUGGAUAUAACGCAAAAAUUCAAAGCCGGUGUAAUGACAGUAAAAUUACAGCGCAAAGGUGAACUGCCAGCACAAACCGUAGACAAACAACGGAGUGUACCCAAGAGUGGCGCUGCUGCUGGAGCUGGUCGUCGCGAUGACUUCACAAAACAAGCAAAGGAUGUGUGUCAUAAAAUUACAACAUUGCGUAAUGUGCUGGUGGAGAAUCGUGCAGCGUAUAUGCGUGUAGGUCAACACCUGAAGAGCGCGACCCAUAUGAGCGAUGAACAGCGUGAUCUAAUUGAUCGAGAAUCAGAAAAAUUUGUAGCAUACUAUACACAGCAUUUAGCACAAAUGCGCACCGAUUGGAAACGUGCUAAAAGAAAAGCACAACAGCAACAACAUAUUGAAGCAGUAAUCGAUUUGUUAGAACGCUAUCUACAUAGUGUACAACAAAUCUACUUAGAACAAAAACGUUAUCGUGUGCAAUAUGAAUUGGAAACCUAUAAAUUACUAAAAUUGGCAGCUGAUAAGAAGAAAAUACCAGUACGACCAGCUGGUGAGAAUAGUGGAAAACGUUUAAUACGACAGUCCACAAGCAGCAGCAACGACGCUGAUGAUGUAGUUGACGAAUUACGACCACGCAGUGAUUUGGUUGAAGAUGUGUCAGAUUUACAAGGCGAUUGGGCAGAUGACGAUGACUUAAGCGCUAAAAGUUAUAAAAACGAACUAAAUAAUGCGGCUGUUGCUAGUAAUAACGGAUAUAUUAGUGGCGAUGAAAAUUUAAACAUGAAUGGUUCACAACUACGACAUCGACAUCCACAUGCCACAACAGAAGAUAAUUUUGGUAGUGGCGGUGAGAUUAAGACAACAAAAUCUACACAAAAAGUGGCCGUAGACGAGGAUUUACAAAAGUCACAGCAGUUGGAAGAUGAGGCUGAAGCAGCGAAAACGCUUUCACCUGAAGAUGUGCAAAUGUUCGAACAGGAGAAUAUGCAACUGUACCAUGAAUUGCAAGGUGUGGCUGAAGAGGUGGAACAAAUUGAGAAAAAUGUGGUGGACAUUGCGCAAUUACAAGACAUAUUUACUGAGAAGGUUUCACUACAGCAACACAAUAUUGAGCGUAUCGCAAACGCCGUUAUUGGUGCAACGGAAAAUGUUAAAGAUGCUAAUGAGCAGAUCAAGCAAGCCAUACAACGCAAUGCCGGCCUACGUGUGUGGUCACUUUUCUUCUUGCUAGUAAUGUCAUUUGCUUUACUAUUCCUUGACUGGUACUACGACUGAAAUUAUGUUAUGAAAGUAGUGCGUAUUUAAAGCGUCGAACUAAUAUAUAAUAAGUCCACAUUAUAUGAUAUUGUCAUAAUAACAUUUGUUGUGAAAUUUGAAAUAUUUUUAAUUAAUAGGAAUUUAUGUUUUUAAACGGCAUAACGUCUGUUAAAACUAUUAAGCUAUUUAGUUUGAAAUUUGAUAAUUAUUUAUAACAGUCGUACGCAGUCACUUUAACAUGCAUUUUUACAUUUAAUAUGUGAAUAAUACUUUUUUGUACCGAUAUUAGCUUAAGCACAUAAAUACAUAUAUGUAUAUAUAAU